AUGUCGCCGGCGGUCAUGAAUUUCAGUUCUCCGAGCACCUCUUCCCAACAAUCCCAUUCAUCUCUUCAAAACCAUUCAAACACUUGUAAUGGUGAAAUAACUUGUUCUUUUCCUUCGUCUUCCGUGCCGAGUGUGAGGAAUGUAUCGGGUCGGUCGAGGCCGAGGCUAGUGAAGCUGAGGAAACAACAGGGUAGUUCUCAACAAGGUAAGUCAAAAUCAGCACAAAAUGGUUCGGGUUUAAAUCUAUUUCGGUCGGUGUCAGAAAGUUCGAGUCGCGUUGAUGAUGCUGCAAGUACUAAUACUCCAAAUCGUGGUGGUAUAGCUGGUGAUGUGACGUUUGGGAAGUUUGAUUAUAAAAGUGAUAUUGGGUUGAAAUCGAAUUCAAGGAGAGAAGAGUGUAGUGGAAAUGUGGGAAAAUUGGUGGCUAAUGUAUUUGGUGGUAAUGGGAGUCAUUCUGGGUCGAAUUUGAAUUUGGGCAAACGAGAGGCUAGUGGAAUUUCAGGGCAGGUGGGUGCUGGUGAGUUUGGGAGGGUUGACAAUGUAGGUUUCUUGUUUGGUGUUAGUAAGAGUAGUUUGACAUGUGAUUCGAAAUUGGAAAAUGGGGUUUUUGCGUUUGGUGCUAAUAGGAGUAGUUCACCUACACAAUCAAAUUUGGAUAAUGGGAAUUUUGUGUGUGGUGUUAAUACGAAUAAUUUGGCUGCAAAUUUGAAUUCAGGGCAGACAGAGUCUGAUGGAAGCAUGGGAAUAUCGGGUACUGAUAACUUUGUGAAAUAUAAUAGUGUGGGUUCUGUGUUUGAUGCCAAUAAGAGCGAUUCGGCUCCAAAUUCAAAUUCGGGGCUGAGCGAGUCUAAUGUCAGCGUAGGAAAAUCUGAUAAUGAAAGCGGUGCAGGAAAAUUGGGUGCUGAUCAGUUCGGGAAGUCUGAAAAUGUAUGCUUUGUCUUUGGUGCUGAUAAGAGUAAUUCAGGGGCAGUUUCAAAUCUGGAAAACAGGAAUUCAUGCAGAAGUGGGGGGACAUUGUCUAUGAAUGGGUUUGGGCAGUUUGUUAAUGUGGAUUUUGUGUUUGGUGCUGGCAAGUCAGUGUUGAAUGCAGAGGAGAAAGACACUGGCAAAAAGAACUUGGGUAUUGAUGAGUUCAGGAAGUUAAGUAAUGUGGAAUUUGCGUUUGGCUCCAAAUCCAAUAUGGCGGCAUCAAGAUUAAAUUCAGAAACGAGUCACCCCUGUGAAAAUGUAGGAAAAUUCGGUGAUGAAAAAGGGAAAUUGGAAGAGGAAAAUAAAUUAGAGGUGAGGACCCUAUAUAAUGUGGAUUUUGUGUCUGAUGCUAAUUGCAGAAAUGUCACAUCAAACAUGAAUUUGGGAAAGAACGAAUCACUUGAAAAUAAUGGAAAAUCAGUCCCUGAACUGAGGGAGAAGAUGAAAUUAGACACAGGAGGAGAUUUUGGGAAGGUUGGGUAUGCAGGCUUUGAGUGUGGCACAAAUUCGAGUGAUUUGAGGUCAGAUUGUAAAUUGGAAAGGACAGGUUCUGAUGAAAAUGUUGGUAAGUCAGUUUCUUAUGAGGAUGGGAAUUUGAGACAUAAAGCACAAUGGAGGAAGUUUGGUGAUAUGGGUUUUGUGUUUGGUUCUAAGAAGAGUGAUUCCACAUCAAGUGCAGAUCUGGAAAUUAGUGAAAACGGUAGAAGUGCUGGGAAAUUGGAAUUUUUCUGGGGGAAUAAUAUGAAAGGAGACGUUGAAACAGAGUUUCAGAAAGCUAUAGGUGGUGAUGUUUUUGUAUUUUCAAGUGGCAGCAAGGAAAGUUCCACUUUCAAUGGAAGUAAUGAGGUCGGUGAUGGUAUGAACAAAUGGAACAGUGAAAAUGCUGAAAAAUGUACUAGCUUUGUGAAGAAGCAAAAUGAAUAUGCAGGUUCGGAUGCUAAUGUUAUGCACAAUUUUGUAUUGGGGAGUACUAAUAGUUUGGGCAGUGCUAUUAGCGAACACCCUGUAUUUAAACUAUCAGAUGAGAUUAAGACAUUGAACAUCAAUGAUUCUGAAAAGGUGAAUGGUACUGACAAGACCAGAUCUUGUGAUAAUAACUCAUGUGCUGAAAGUGAUAAUAAGUUUGUGCUUGGAAGCAUUACCUCCUGGAAUCAGCUCAAAGGUGCAACCUUAGAAGUUCCUGGGAAGGGUGUUGCUGUUGAGAAGACAGAAGGGGCUAAUGUGAAAACCGGCAUUAAGAAGACAUUUCCAUCUGGAAAUAAUGAAACAAGUGCUGGUUCGUUUGGAGGAAGUGCGGAAAACAUAUUGCCUGCUGAACUGAGGAAUACAAACACCAGAUUUGGUGUAGGAGUUGUCAGGGAACCAAUUAACUCCGGAAAGGAGAACCACCCAUCAAAUAUGGACAAUAAGAGUUUGGAUGGGGGCCCCUUUCCUCGACCUCAACCAAAUGAUGACAGGUCAUUGCAUAAAGGCCCCAUAUCAUCUUCAUUGUCUUCGAUGGGCGUUAGUUUCUGGCCAAAUGGUAGUGUUACUGAAGUACCUUUUGUUGCUGAAGAUGAAGUGAAGGAUGAAUUUUGUUUUACAAGCACUCCAGUUGGAUUAGGGGCAUCCUUUACAGAUUUCAGUAAACCAAAUUUGAAUGCGUCUUGUUCUUUUACAGCGAGUUUAUUUCCUGGGUUAAGUAAAAAGUUGGAGUCCAGUACAAAUAAUAGAUCAGUCAGGCACAAAAAAUGGAAGAAGACAAGGGGAAAGUUGAAGCAAUCUAUGCAUGUUCAACAGUUAGCUGGCGAAGAUUAUUUAUCAAAACAAGGCAUUUCCCAGCAGAAUCUUGAGUCUCCUGGAUGUGGUUCUCCUAUGGAUUUUGCUCCUUAUGAAGAUACCAACAAUAUACCAUCUCCUGCCAACUUGACUGAUUUUGCUGAAACAAAAGAUGCAGAUUUGGCGGCUGCAGGAGAACAAUCUGAUAUCAAUGAAGGUGACAAGAAAUAUAGUGAACCAAAUAAUAAAGCUUCUGGGGACUAUUUUAAAAAUUACUUUGUGGCUGACCGUUCUGUGGAAACGUUUGCUUGUGGGGCUGAAGCUGAACAAGUUUACUCUGCAACUGAGAGGGACAGCAUUGAUAGCCCUGCUGGUGUUGCAUCAGCAGAAGCUGACUUUUUCUCAAAGACACAGAGAGAAAAUAGUGGCUGCACGGCGCCAUUUUGCUUUGUUUCAAAUAUAGAAAGUUCUGGUGGAAAAAAACCUCCCUUUUCUGCUUCAUCCUCUGCACAAGAUGGUUUAUCAGCCAUAAGACGUCAGUACAGGAAGAAAUAUAAAUUAAAAGUUGGCUGUGGUUCAGAUCGUUCUUCCCCAAGUCCAAAAGUUGACUUUGCAUCUUCGUCAGUCCAAUUUUCACCGCUUGCUGGCAAUUCUUUGCAUCUUGACUCACUGCAGGUUCAAAAUGAAGUAACAUUGAACUCCCAAAGCAUAGGGAACCAUAUAUUUAAAGCAGGUGAAGAUGUCAAACAGGGGUUCCGUGAGGCUUCAAUCAAGAAAGCAUGUGAGCUUUGGCGUGUGAGGGGCAACCAAGCUUAUAAGAAGGGGGAUCUGUUUAAAGCUGAGGAGUUCUAUACAAAAGGCAUUGAUGUCAUUCCACAUACCAAGCAAUCAGGAUGCUGCAUUGAGCCUCUCGUGUUGUGCUAUAGCAACCGUGCUGCCACUCGGAUGUAUCUAGGACAGACGAGGGAAGCCCUACGAGACUGUACAAUAGCUGCUGCUCUAGAUCCUAGCUUUCUCAAAGUCAAAAUAAGAGCUGCUAAUUGUCAUCUAUUGCUGGGAGAAGUUGGGCAUGCGGUGCAAUAUUUCAGUAAGUGCUUGGAAUCAGGGAGCGAUGUGUGCUUGGAUAGGAGAAUUACAAUUGAAGCUGCUGAUGGCAUACAAAAGGCUCAGGUACCACAUUAUCUUUAUUUUAAGUUUUGA
Messenger RNA from Ilex paraguariensis (yerba mate), 3927 nucleotides. The record is from the annotation of a GenBank genome assembly. Lineage: Eukaryota; Viridiplantae; Streptophyta; Magnoliopsida; Aquifoliales; Aquifoliaceae.